Pararge aegeria (speckled wood butterfly) is the source of this 568-nucleotide messenger RNA. It is a transcript of the gene Ssb-c31a, whose product is annotated as RNA polymerase II transcriptional coactivator. Lineage: Eukaryota; Metazoa; Arthropoda; Insecta; Lepidoptera; Nymphalidae. Gene Ontology annotation, cellular component: nucleus; transcription regulator complex. The record is from RefSeq and is a predicted model, not a curated record. Gene Ontology annotation, biological process: positive regulation of transcription initiation by RNA polymerase II. The transcript has 2 exons. Bases 153 to 479 code for a protein of 108 amino acids. Gene Ontology annotation, molecular function: DNA binding; transcription coactivator activity.
CACCGUUUAUUAUUCAUUGUUCGGCCGCACCGGCAUCGGCCAUUUUGUCGUUGUCACUUUCCACAAGUUUCAAACUGCAGGAGCGUUCACUAAGCAUUCCAUUUUGAGGAAUUCAUUCUAUUUAAAAGAGUUCAUACAACAACAGCUAAAUUAUGCCCAAACAUAAAAGAAGUCAAGGGAAACUUGAAAGCUCUAGCAGUGACAGUGAUGAAGGUCCAGUAGAUCGUAACGUACCGCCAGAAAAAAAAGCAAAGAUGGGCUCAAGAACGGACGCCAAAGAGCCAACGUGGGUUCUGCAAGGGAAGAAAUUGGUCAAGAUUAGAGAAUUUAAAGGAAAAGUUUAUAUAGAUAUUAGAGAGUUCUAUGAAAAGAAUGGUGAAUUGUUACCAGGUAAGAAAGGCAUCAGCCUUACACCUGAGUUGUGGAAAAAAUUAUUAUCACUAGGAGAUGAAAUAAAUGAAGCUAUCAAUAAAACAUAAUCAAGUUACACAUUAUUACACUAAUUAUUGACGAAGAAUUAAAUAUGUAUUGUUUUCUGUUAAGUGGCGAUUAAAAUGUUUCUCUAUAA